ACAGCUUGUCCUAGUUUGACACGAAGUUAAGUGAUCAUGCGACAUCGUGACAGUCAGUAGCCUACUACUCCUUCUGUAGGACCGUCGGAAAAUAGCAUGUGCAACCUAAAGUCAUGAUUUAGCAUAUUGACACGACCAUCCGAUGCAAUGUGUAGCCUAAUUGUUGAAUGCUAAAACGUGCUGGCAUUGUGUUCAUCGAUUUCCUUGUCAGAGGAUAAAAUUAACGGAAAUGAAAUAUUUACUCAUUUCAAAAGCUGACGUCCACAUUUCAAAGUAAUUGUUUACCGAGAAAAUAUCUACAUACGCCCCGCCUCUCUGGUCAACUCCCCCAAUGAUGGCAGGAGGAACCAUUAUGCUUGGUGCUCCACAGUGGUUGAAAACGUGCUUCGUACAGUUGCUGGUAGGCUAAAUACAUGCAGAUCGACGUGCGCAGAAUUGGAUUUAAAUGGAUUUAUCUGUCUAAUUGUACGGAAAUCAAAGUGGGCGAUAUUUGCUGUAGAAUGUUUUAUUUUUUUUUGUAUUUCUGAAGAGACACAUUCACCCAAUUAUUUCAGAAUCUGAUUAGCUAUUCACAACAGUUGCACAUGGUUUGGUGAUUUAAAAAAAGUCAGGGAAAUUGCCACUUAAUUGGCGCAGUGUUCUUUAUUGUUUUGUUUAGAAUUGUGUUGUUUAAAAUGCAGUUGAAAGCUAAACCGACGUCACGGAUCUUUUUGGACAUUGCUGACAUACCGUCAUUUGCAGAGCUGCAAUGUGAUUCAUUCAAUGAUUUCUUCUAAUGGAGGGUGAAUAACAACUUGAAUUUGAGAAAAAAUGUCUACACGUAAAUAGAGUGAAAGAAGUAUAAUCAAGGCUCCAAGGAACGUUUACGUUUUUAUAAAACAUCGAGGCUAUCUACAGCAUUUCAACAACACUGACUGCGAAAUCCGCUCACGUGAGAAAAAUAUUUUGCGACUCUGUCUAGUCGAAAAGAAUUGCUUCGUCUAAUAGGAAUGGAUGGAAUCGGUAAUACAAUGCAGAAGAAGGCUGCGGAGUUGGAGCGCAUGGCUGAAGUCCUUGUAACCGGGGAGCAGUUGAGGCUCCGGCUCCACGAAGCGAAGGUAAUCAAAGAUCGGAGGCAUCACCUCAGGACCUAUCCCAACUGCUUUGUGGCUAAGGAGCUGAUCGACUGGCUGAUCGAGCACAAGGAGGCCUCUGACCGGGAGACGGCCAUUCUGAUCAUCCAGAGGCUGCUUGACCAGAGCAUUAUUCAUCACGUCUGUGAUGAGCACAAGGAGUUCAAAGACAUGAAGCUUUUCUACCGUUUCCGGAAAGAUGACGGCACCUUCCCGCUGGACAGUGAAGCCAAGGUUUUCAUGCGGGGGCAAAGGAUAUAUGAAAAGCUGAUGAACACAGAGAACUCCCUUCUGCAGACCAGAGAUGAGGACGGUGGGACCUUUGAGCGGACACUGGUGGCAUCAGAGUUCAUUGAUUGGCUUCUGCAGGAGGGGGAGAUGGCCACCAGGGAGGAGGCAGAGCAGCUUGGGCGGAGACUGCUGGAGCACGGCAUCAUUCAGCACGUGACCAAUAAGCACCACUUUGCGGACGGGGGCCUCCUGUACCAGUUCAGGAUGAACUUCCGGCGGCGGCGGCGGCUGAUGGAGCUGCUGAACGAGCGCUGUCGCGCCAUCCCGGAGAGCCAGGACAGCCCCUUCUGUCUGCGCAAGCAGAACUCCGAGGGCGGUAACACCAGCUUCCUCUCAGUCAGCCCCACGAAAGAGAUUAAGGUGGUGUCAGCAGUGCGGCGGAGCAGUAUGAGCAGUAGCUGCAGCAGCAGUGGCUACUACAGCAGCAGCCCCACCCUCAGCAGUAGUCCACCCGUCCUCUGCAACCCCAAGUCAGUGCUGAAGAGACAAGUCAGCCCUGAGGAGCUGCAGACGCCGGGGGGGCCGUACAUAAAGAAGACAUUCACGAUUGUGGGUGAUGCCGUGGGCUGGGGCUUCGUGGUGAGGGGGAACAAACCGUGUCACAUCCAGGCUGUGGACCCCAGUGGCCCUGCUGCAGCUGCCGGCAUGAAGGUUUGCCAGUUUGUGGUCUCUGUCAAUGGCCUGAAUGUUCUGUCCCUGGACUACAGGACCGUCAGCAACCUCAUUCUGACUGGGCCACGAACCGUCGUCAUGGAAGUCAUGGAGGAGAUUGAUUACUGACGCUGGGAACUAGGCUCCACCCCCCUGACUCUGGCCUCACCCAAUGAGGGCAGUCCCGAGGACGCAAAGACACACACUCCUGCCUGGCUAGCCCGCUGUACGCUUAGGGCAUUGGGCCUCUUCUCAGGGGCCUCGGUGUUGGUCUCAUCAGAGAGCCAUCAAGAAAGAAACCUUUCUUCUUCACAUCCAGUCACCGUCUCACGCGUUCGCCCGUCUCUCCUCCGUGCCCUACAGCAAGGGGAAAUUUUACACCAUGUUAAUGGAGAUCGUUUUCUACACCAUGUUAAUGGAGACCAUUUCGUGCCUAACACUUUUUUUUCAGUGUUGGUUACGAAAGAACUAAAUUUACCAUGAAUAAACAGUAGGCUGGUCUGAAUCUUCUGCAAGAUGACAAAGCUCUGCCUGUGUGGGAAGGCAAUCUGGACGGUCUGUUCUGUACCUCAGAGAACAUACUGUGAGCAGGAGCGGCUCAGAGACGGAGGAGGACGCAGGGUAUCUCAUAGAAGUGCAACAGGAGUCCUGCCCACUCAUUUUUACUUUUUGCUGUUGGACAAAAAAUAGUGUUCAGAAAAGACUUGUUUGUAGUUAGUAUAGCUUUAUUUCUCUUGAUUAAUCUACUAGGACUUUGACAAUGCCGACUUCACAGUAUUCCUCGAAGUACCUCUAAGGGACAUUUAAAUGACAGAAAGAGUAAGCUAAAGCAACAGUCGUUCCUAUGUAUAGUGCUUAUAUCAGAAAGGUGGCCGAGGGUUACUUGCAGGGAAAUAUUGUUGCCAGUUAAAUGACCUAUUAACCUCAUUAAUGAUUGUCCAGGAAACUUCAAAGACCAAGCUUGAAUUUAACCCCCACUGGCCACAAACAUCACCCCACCACUAACAAUGAAAAGCGCACAUACUAGCAUGUUUAUGUUCAUGUUAUUUGUGCCUUUUCACUGCUAGACCCUAUGUGAAUUGGAAUAAUGUGUGGAGGGGGUGGUAUGAAAUAUAUAUUUGGAGUUCACAUGGUUUGCACUAGCAAAGUGCAUUUUCAUUCAUUAACAUAGAUUUUUUUUUAUUGAUUAUUGAUUGAAUAUUUUGUAUAAAAUAAUUUUUUUGGCUGCUGGUCACUUACAUGUUCACUUUAAUGUCUACUAGUAUCAAUGAACAUUUGUUACCUUAGACAAAGAUUACUAUUAUAUGUUAAAACACUGUUGAAGUGCAAACAGAGUAAGUAGCAUGUGUAUAUAUGAAUACCUACAUAGCAUUUUCAGAACAGAUAAUGAUUUAUAAAGACUAAAGCACUUAAAAAAUCACUAUUCAUCAGUGAUGUUUUUCUUUCCAGGUGAAAAGAAAAAAAAUCUAGACAUACUGUACUUAAUUUUGCUUCUUGCUGAAACUUUUUGAAAGUUUAAAUGUACUAUUUCACCUCUAUCACCACCAGACUAGCUGCACAUUGGUGUGUAACUGCGACUCAGAAAAGCAGUGUUUUAUUGCAGGAGUUACCGGUCUUAUCCAUGGAGAACUGAUAUGGGUAUAUGCUUCUUUCCUAGACCAGCACUAAAUUAAUAGAUUGAAGGAAUCCACUAAUUUUGGUCUACAGUCACUACCUUGAUAAAUUGAAUCAGGUGUUUUAGUGCAGAGAUCCAGCACCCUCACCAGACCUUCUAGGCUAAGAUUGGAGCCCCCUGAUUUUGCCCAUUUACAAUAUGGCUAAUAUUUUUUUGUUUAAAAGUGUUUUUGUAGGUUUUAACUUGCUAGUAAAGAUAUGCUAUUCCAGAAGCAAUGUGAUGUACAUUAACAUCUUUAAAAGAAUUGUGCUAGCUGAAGAAAUUGCAUAGCAGUAAGUAGUAUCAAGUACAUUCGUAAAAGAAUGCAUGCUUGCCAUUAAAAAUUUACAUUGACUUAAAUUUUUAAAUUGUAUAAUACUACUACAUAUUGCUAAAAUAUGUAAGAAAAGCAUAGUUUAAUAUACACUAAUAUUCAAGAGGUUGCCAUUUUCAUGGGAUAUGACAAAACAGUAUUGUUUUGACACUCUGCAAAAUCUGUUUUCUUGUUUUAAGGAUAAUUGUUGAUAGCACUGUUUUAUUGUAUCCAAAUUCUUUAACAGUUCUUCAUGAGAAAGGAAAACAUUAGAUACGGAUAGAAAGUCCUUGUACAUGCAAAAUUGAGCUAAUUGAGUUUUCAUGAGCACAUUAAGUGUAAGAGAAUUAAAUAUUUGUGAGACUGAGCAAUUUUCAAUGAAAAAUGCUCUUUUAAUGAGAAACAUUUUUUGCAGUGCAUCCAUUCAAAUCUUUGUAAAUCUAGCGAGAAACUUGCUUAUCCAUUUGUAAGGUUCUAUGUUCAAGCCUAAUUCAGAAUGUUUUAUGGAUUUUUCUAUUAACAAGACGUAAACAAUGCACAAAGCCUUUUAUCUAGGUAACAAAUUGACGGUGUCAUAGACUUGAUUUGCUUUGUAUUGCUGUAAGCUUGAAUAAUUUGCCUUAAUAAUUUAUUAUCUGCUUAAUGUUGCAGUAAGCCUCAGAUAAUCAUUUUCUUCUUUUGAUUCAGUUCACACUGUGAGAACCCUCUUGACAGUUAGUCUUUUUCUUGCUAGGAUAAUCAACCAGUGUUGUUUUACUGCAUUCUGCACAUUCUUUUUUUUUUUUUUUUUUUUUAAUAUGCAAAUAGAGAAAACUAUGUAGCUAAGAAUGUUCAAUCGUUUGAAAUGCAGGGGUCUCAUUUUAAGUACCACCAGCUUGCAUCACAACCAGAAAUUAUGUCUAUAGCACUUAAAAUGUCAAAAUAGUGUGUUCGAGGGAGUUUUUCUUGGUUUCAUUCAUAUUUGGAUGAAAUAAAUCUCUAUGGUACAACAUUCAAAUUUUAUAGUGUAGCUUAAGUUUUUGAAGUUCAAUGUUCAAUCGUAGGUGGUUUUAUUAAAUACGACUGUUUGUUGUAAAAUGUUUUCUUUUGAAAAUAAAUAGCCACUAAUGAUUGGAA
Anguilla rostrata (American eel) is the source of this 5137-nucleotide messenger RNA. RefSeq names its product DEP domain containing MTOR-interacting protein (gene deptor). Lineage: Eukaryota; Metazoa; Chordata; Actinopteri; Anguilliformes; Anguillidae. Gene Ontology annotation, biological process: negative regulation of protein kinase activity; negative regulation of TORC2 signaling; negative regulation of TORC1 signaling. The transcript has 10 exons. Gene Ontology annotation, molecular function: protein binding. The record is from RefSeq and is a predicted model, not a curated record. The coding region runs from base 990 to 2183 and encodes 397 amino acids.